Molecule: messenger RNA, 6100 nt
Organism: Danio aesculapii
Lineage: Eukaryota; Metazoa; Chordata; Actinopteri; Cypriniformes; Danionidae
Product: oocyte zinc finger protein XlCOF6-like
Exons: 4
Coding region: 268-2742 (824 amino acids)
Biological process (GO): regulation of transcription by RNA polymerase II
Cellular component (GO): nucleus
Molecular function (GO): DNA-binding transcription activator activity, RNA polymerase II-specific; RNA polymerase II cis-regulatory region sequence-specific DNA binding
Source: RefSeq, a predicted model, not a curated record
UAAACUCCAAAGAAGAAGAAAAACUGAGUCCAACCAUAAUAAUAUACUCAUCUAAAGAGAAGUGAAACAUCUGGCUGAGAGCUGUCUAUUGUCUGUCACACAGACAGAAAGAGCGCGGUGUCAUUGCUUUCUGACAUGCGCGACUCGUUUGCGUAUCACAUCCAGUCUCAGCAGCAAAUCUUCGCGGUGACGUGCAACGACGUUUAUCACGGAUAUUUCCGAAAAAUAAAGCUUUAAGAGACCCAACUCUCUUCAGCUGUUGUGAAGAUGAAAAGGAUCAUCCAGACUGUUACCAGCAACAAGUCCAAAAGCCAGGGUCUGUCAUGGUCAAGUGCCCUUGGCAAAGGUCAAAUGGAUAUAAAAGAAGACUGUGCCCCUAAUCAUCAGUCUGGGAUGUAUUUCACAGACCAACCGAGCCUAAAGAUUCACACUGGAGAGUCGCCUUUCACCUGCAAACAGUGUGGAGAGAUUUUCACAACGAACCAAAGCCUUGAAUGUCACACAGUAAUUCACACCGGAGAUCAAACUUUUAUUUGUUCGGAGUGUGGAAAAAGUUUUGCACAAAUGCGCUAUCUAAAAAAUCACAUGAAGAUUCAUACCGGAGAUCACCCCUUCACUUGUCCAGAGUGUGAUAAGUGUUUUACAGUGAAACAAAGCCUUGAAAGUCACUUGAAAAUUCACACUGGGGAAAAACCAUUCAUCUGCCCUGACUGUGGAAAACAAUUCAGAAUAAAGCAUAGCCUGGAGGGUCACAUGAGGAUUCACACCGGAGAGAAACCUUACACAUGCCAAGAAUGUGGAAAGAGUUUCAGAGAGAAACAAAGCCUCGAAAAGCACUUGACAAUUCACACUGGAGAAAAGCCUUACUCCUGCCCUGAGUGUGGAAAGAGUUUCAGGGUGAAAAAUUGCCUAGAAAACCACAUCAAAAUUCAUACUGGAGAGAAACCUUACACAUGCCAAGAGUGUGGAAAGAGUUUCACAGAGAAACAAAACCUCAAAAGGCACAUGAGAAUUCACACUGGAGAAAAACCUUUCACUUGCUCUCACUGUGGAAAAAGUUUCAGAGUGAGUAAAGAUCUUAAAAUUCAUGUGAGAAUUCACACUGGAGAGAAGCCUUUCUCCUGCCAACAGUGUGGAAAAAGUUUUUCAGAGAACAAGAAACUUACAAGUCACAUGAGAAUUCACACAGGAGAAAAGCCUUUCGUCUGCUCUCAUUGCGGAAAGAGAUUCAGGGGCAAACAAAACCUUGAAAGCCACAUGAGACUUCACACUGGAGAAAAGCGUUACACCUGCCCUCAGUGUGGAAAGAGUUAUAAUGAACAAAAAAGCCUUGAGAAUCACAUUAGGACUCACACCGGAGAGAAACCUUUUGUUUGCCAUCAGUGUGGAAAGAGUUUCAGACAACAAAGAAUCCUUAAGGGUCACAUUAGGAUUCACACCGGAGAGAAACCUUUCACUUGCCCUCAGUGUGGGAAGAGUUUUAUAGAGAAAACAAAACUGGAAAGGCACAAGAAAAUUCACUCUGGAGAAAAGCCUUACGAUUGCCAUCACUGUAAAAAGAGUUUCACGAUGAAGCAAAGCCUUGAAAUUCACUUGAAAAUUCACACUGGAGAAAAGCCAUUCAUCUGCCCUGACUGCGGAAAAAAAUUCAGAAUAAAGCAUAGCCUGGAGGGCCACAUGAGGAUUCACACUGGAGAGAAACCUUACACUUGCCAAGAAUGUGGAAAGAGAUUCACAGAGAAACAAACUCUCGACAAGCACUUGACGAUUCACACUGGAGAAAAGCCUUACUCCUGCCCUGAGUGUGGAAAGAGUUUCAGGGUAAAAUUUUGCCUUGAAAAUCACAUCAAAAUUCACACCGGAGAGAAACCUUACACAUGCCAAGAGUGUGGAAAGAGUUUCACAGAGAAACAAAACCUAGAAAGGCACAUGAGAAUUCACACUGGAGAAAAGCCUUACUCCUGCCCUGAGUGUGGAAGAAGUUUCAGAGUGAAACAAGAUCUUAAAAGUCACGUGCGAAUUCACACUGGAGAAAAGCCUUUCUCCUGCCAACAGUGUGGAAAAAGUUUCUCCGAGAACAAGACACUUGAAAGUCACAUGAGAAUUCACACAGGAGAAAAGCCUUUCGUCUGCUCUCAUUGCGAAAAGAGAUUCAGAGGGAAACAAAACCUUGAAAGCCACAUAAGACUUCACACCGGAGAAAAGCGUUACACCUGCCCUCAGUGUGGAAAGAGUUAUAAUGAACAAAAAAGCCUUGAGAUUCACAUAAGGACUCACACCGGAGAGAAACCUUUCGCUUGCCAUCAGUGUGGAAAGAGUUUCAGGCAACAAAGUACCCUUAGGGGUCACAUGAAAAUUCACUCUGGAGAGAAACCUUUCACUUGCCCUCAGUGCGGCAAGAGUUUUAUAGAGAAAACAAAACUGGAGAGGCACAAGAAAAUUCACUCUGGAGAAAAGCCUUUCGAUUGCCAUCACUGUAAAAAGAGUUUCACGAUGAAGCAAAGCCUUGACAUUCAUAUGAGAAUUCACACCGGAGAAAAGCUUUACACCUGCCAACAGUGUAAAAAGAGUUUUACAGUGAAACACAAACUUGAAAGGCACAUGACAGUUCACACAGGUGAGAAGCCUUACACAUGCCAACAGGGUGGAAAGAGUUUCAGAGAGAAACCGGUGCUCAUAUCCCACAUGAAAGUUCACACUGAAGAGAAGCCUGAACCUGAAGUGGAAGUAGUUUUAGAAUGAAACAAGGCCUCAAAAGUUACAUAAGAACACACUGGACGCAUGAAAUAAUAGCUGAAACUUCACAUUGCCUGUGCUCAAUGAAGGAUACGUAUAUAAUUUGCAUGCUGUUUAAAAAAAAUCCUGUUCAAUUCAGAGUUGCAAGCCCAAAGUAUACUUUUGUCCUGGAUGUUAGUGUAUGCGCACAGUUGAACACAGUUCUGUUCAUAUUCUUCAUUCAACGACACUGCAUACUUUCAUAAAAAUGUAUUUGAACCUGUUCCGAGUUGCAAUUUAGUUUAUGCAACAGUUUACGCAACAACGAUCGUUACGUAUUCAGUGUAACUUUUGUAACAAAGCUAGCGUUUCAGAAGUGUUAUUGCAGAGCAACACAAAAAGCUCGCAGAAGUAUUAAUGCAUGACUACGUGCAAGGCAGGUGCCGUUGGUCACGCCGAUCACUCGAUGCAGAAGUAUAAAUCAGCUUUAAGAGUACAAAUUUAUUGGGGCCCAUACAGUCCCAUACAGAAACAUGAUGUAUGCAAUAUAUCAAAAAUAUAUAAAACUGUAGCUAAUAUAUUUGAACACAUAUGAAGCCUACAGUCAGGUCCAUAAAUAUUAGGACAUUGCCACAAUUAUAAAAUAUUUGGCUCUGUACACCUACACAAUAGAUUUGAAGUGAAACAAAGAUGUGCUUUAACUGCAGACUGUCAGCUUUAAUUUGAGGGUAUUUACAUCCAAAUCACGUGAACGCUGUAGGAAUUACAACAGUUUGCAUAUGUGCCUCCCACUUGUUAAGGGACCAAAAGUAAUGGUCCCUAUAUAAUCAUAAAUCAAACUUUCACUUUUUAAUAUUUGGUUGAAAAUCCUUUGCAGUCAAUUACAGCCUGAAGGUGUCUAUGAAGUAGCAUAGACAUCACCAGAUGCUGGGUUUUAUCCCUGGCGAUGCUCUGCCAGGCCUGUACUGCAUCUGUCUUCAGUUCCUGCUUGUUCUUGGGGCAUUUUUGUAUCAGUUUUGUCUUCAGCAAGUGAACUGCAUGCUCAAUCGGAUUCAGGUCAGGUGAUUGACUUGGCCAUUGCAUAACAUUCCAAUCUUUCCUUAAAAAACUCUUUGGUUGCUUUUGCAGUAUGCUUUGGGUAAUUCUCCAUUUGCACUGUGAAGUGCCGUCCAAUGAGUUCUGAAGCAUUUGACUGAAUUUGAGCAGGUAAUAUUGCUCAAAACACUUCAGAAUUCAUCCUGCUGCUUUUGUCAGCAGUCAAAUCAUCAAUAAAUACAAGAGAACCAGUUCUAUUGAGAGCCAUACAUGCACACCAUCUCACCACUACCACCAUGCUUCACUGCUUAAAAUCAUGAGCAGUUUCUUUCCAUCUCCAUACUCUUUCCAUCACUCUGGUACUGGUUGAUCUUCAUACAAAAGCAUUCCUACAUAAAGAUCAAUCUUAAGAACCAAGAUGCAUCGUUAUCAAGAAACCCAGGCCAGGUUUUGCCACAUUUUGGACAAACUAGCUCUAAACAUUAGCUUGUCUGAGCUGCGCAUACAACGUACAAAAUCAUUAGGAUGCAGUCACUGAUAAGAAGCCACAGGGAUGGGUUUGUUCAGUUGUGGAUGAGUGAAAGUGAUGAGGCCAAAGGGUAAUUUUGGUUAGCAUGCCAACUUACACAUUGUUACCAAGAAAAGGUUCAUGAGGGAAUAUGUGCAACUUUAUGAACACUAUCGUUAUAUAUUAAGCUAUUACAAUGCAUGAUGUUUAUAUUAGUGUUUACUCGUUUAUUCUACAUGAAUGUAUAAGACAUUUAUUAUAAAUAUUUUCUUGUCCACAUUAUGACACUAUAGACUAGAGGCGUUAUUAUGGGAUCAAGUUCCUGCCUAAAAUAUCGUGGUCGCGGAUAGAAAAAAUAAUGCGUCCUCAUUGGUCCACUAGUAAAGAUUGACAGUUGCUCCUCUAGCCAAUCAGACAAAGGGGAGUUGACAUCACUCCAAUCCACCUCCUGACUGCUUAGUGUAUCAGGGGAAGAUGUGUUUGUUUACAGGAUCGUUUGUUGUCAGUAAGUUAAAGGACUGUAAGCUCAUUAUACCAAGACAAAAUUACAUAAACUUUUUCCUGAUACCUUUCCCUUCUGUGAUAAAUGCAAGACUGACUUAGCCACUCCCUUACAUAGUUAUGCUCUGUGUUCAAAAUUGAUCCCUUUCUGGGCUGAAAUAUUUAAAACUCGAUCUAAAAUUUUACAUUGUGAAUUAGUUUUCGACCCACUUUUGGUCAUAUUCGGAAUUUCAGAGUAAACUAGAUCACUCCAGGACUCUCAAAAACAACUGCUGUCUUACAGCCUUAUUGUGGCAAAGAAGCUGGUGCUAAGGUUUUGGAAAUCAAAUGAAUCCCCAUCAUUUAAAUCUUGGCUGGAAGAAUUAACUAAAUUAGCAAAUUUGGAAAGGAUCAGAUUUCUUAUGGCAAAGAAAUUUGACAAGAUUUAGUCUCCCCUUGAAAGCGUGGGUUAAAAACCCAGAUGGUGAAGGUCACACCAACAGUACUGCAUAAGAUUUAGUCCCAGGGGUAGGGUGGGUUUUAGGGGUUAGACCUACUAGGAGCAUGUCUAUGGUGCCUAUUUGGAUUCAUCAAUUAACAUGUUUUUGGAUGGUGGGAGGAAACCGGGGAACCUACGUGAGCACGGGACGAACGUGUAAACUCCGCACAGAAAUGUUGGCUGGAUUGGUAAGGAAUAGAACCAGUGACGUUCUUGCUGUGUGGCAACAGUGCUAACCACUGGGCCACCGUGCUGCCUAUCUAGGAAAGGAGGAGGAGUGGAAGGAGGGAUUCUUUAAAACGAAGAUGGCUGUUAUAUGGAACUCCGGGUAUUUAUAGUGGCUUAGGAAUCACCUUAUUGGUGAAUCAUAAAUUGGAAAAAGCAAUCAAGUACGUGAUCCCCUCGAAAUUAGUUUAUAAAUAAACUUCACUUAGUUUUCGCUUUUGCGCAUUAUAAUUUUACAUCCAAUGUCAAUAUAUUGAUAUACGCGCAUUAUUUUUUACGAUACUUUAACCGGGAAUUUUAUCCCAUGUCAUAAAUACAGCAAAUGGACAAUGGGAGAGAUGUGUUGAUAAUGGAGAAGAAUACAGUUUUUGACUGUACUGAAGGCUAGCAUGCAAGUGUUGUGGAUUUUACAGAAUGUUCAAAAAUGAUGUAUUUAUGGUAUAAACUUUAUGCAUAUUUAUGAACACUAAGAAAAUUAGUUUUAUGAACUGUUUAUUCAUUGGAACCAAGUGAAGAUAAUGUUUGUAUUUAUAGUUGUUUGCACAUUUUAAAUGCGGUCAUCAACCAUCAAUGGCUUAAUGUUUGUAGGACAGUAAUUGUGGUGUGCUUUACAUUGUUGGUCCUAAUCUUAAAUUGUA